Molecule: messenger RNA, 583 nt
Organism: Cuscuta epithymum
Lineage: Eukaryota; Viridiplantae; Streptophyta; Magnoliopsida; Solanales; Convolvulaceae
Source: the annotation of a GenBank genome assembly
CUCGGCCCCCUGUUGCAGACAUCAUCAGACAUGCACUACUCUACUCCUCUUCACCUCGUUACACUCGCCUCAAGGAGUGGGGGACUGGGAGAGCGGGGGACUUCGCUACCAAAGAAGCAGAAAUUCAAAUUUUUUUGCAAGGAUUGCCACUCGCACCGACGACAUCAUCAUAUCACAUACAUAUUCAGCUGCCACAUCGGCCAGUACAUAUACAUAGCUCCCCGGCCUCAGGACCGGUGGUGAUGGUCUCUGGCCUGCGACCUUCGGUUGAGGAUUUUCCCACAGGGUUGCCUCAGCCAGGGCUCACCAGUGGGAUCGGAUCAUCGGCUUGGGAAUCUGGGCGAGGCGCUUCGACGACGACAGCAGUUUACUCACCGGACGACGACAGAUCAGCACACAGUUCUACUCUCUUUCGCCUCGAGUACUCUCGACUCAGAGAGUGGGGGACUCCUGAUAGAGUAUAUAGACUCGGACCCUGGGUAUCACGACUAUUGGGCCCAGACAGCGGCCCGGACAGCGGCCCACAUAUGUUCAGUAGAUAGCAUUUAUUUCCUUGUACACUAUAUUUAUUCAUAUGUACCCA